This is a messenger RNA of Nylanderia fulva, 4860 nucleotides long. The record is from RefSeq and is a predicted model, not a curated record. NCBI's taxonomy places the organism in Eukaryota, Metazoa, Arthropoda, Insecta, Hymenoptera, Formicidae.
AUCGAACGAAACAUUCCGGGAGACGAUUGGCUGACUACUGUCGCGUGCAACGUGCUGCCGCGAUCUGUGUGAAAGGGACUUUACGUUGAUUACAAUAAAGCCACAUGUUUGCAGUUUGUGGUUGCGCGCACCGUCAACUGGUCAACUGCUGUACCGCCCUGCUUUUGAGAGAGAAACCGAGCACGAGAGAUUCUGCACGCGCUUUCGAUAUCGCAUGACUUGUUCGCGACAGCGCGCACGAUAUCUCAUCCGUGGAAAAAGCUCCAACGAACGCUUCCGCUUCGGUGAAUCCAAUCGCCGAGAUAUUCGGUUGGAACGCGGAGUUAGAGUCGGUCCGAAGCUGAACGGAGCAAUCGUUUCCCGCAGCGAGCCAAGAUGCAGGAAUCUCAGCCGAAAAGGGGCAAAAAAGCCAAAAGAAAUCGCAAUGACAGUGACGAUGAAAUUGAACAAGUAUGCGAGCUGGCACUGGAAUAUUCUGCAACAACAAUUAAAGACAAUAAAGUUGAAGACAAUUCGGAACCAAGCGAGCAAAAGGUUGACGAUGAAGAUAAAAGAAAAAGGAAGAAGGAUAAGAAGAAGGAAACGGCUGAAAAAGAUGAUACUCGAGAUGAAACUACAGACAAUAAUACAAUAGCAUCGGAAUUAAAAGAUGCAGAUAUAGACAGUGAAGUCAGCACUGUAAGCAGCAGCGCAAAGAAAAAGGAAAAGAAAGAAAGAGAGAAGCAGAAAAAGUUGGCUCAAAAAAAAGAAAUGACUAAGGAUAUUAAUAAGAAGACAGAAAAUGGUGAAGUAGUCCAAGCUGCAACGUCCGAUGAGAAAAAAAAAGAUAAUGUAUGAAAGAAACAGGAUAGUAUGGAAGCUGAUGGUGAUGUUGUUGAACCAGAAGAUAGUUCAAAGAAGAAAAAGAAAAAAGGUGCCAAGGAAGAAACUAAAGAGAAAGGCAAAGGUCCUGGAAAGAAAACUAUUGCUGCUAUGCAGGAGGCUUUAAGGAAAGUAAAAGAAGAAGAAGAGAGAUUGAAACGUGAAGAAGAGGAAAGGAUGCGACAAGAGGAAAUACGAGAGCAAGCAAGACUGGAACAAUUGCGACUUGAACAAGAACGCAAAAAGAAAAAAACAAAAGAGAAGCAGCGGAAAGAAAGAUUGAAGGCAGAAGGCAAGCUCUUGACUACAAAACAGAAGCAAGACAGAGCUAGAGCACAAGCGAUGAUUGAAUCGCUUAAAGCUCAGGGUCUUGAUUUGCCAGAUGUAGGAGAAAAAAAGCCUAGACCAGGAACUCGAAUCAGGCCGAAUAAAAUGAAACAACAAAGUAGUGUAGAGAAGAAAGAGGAAGAAAAAGUUGAAGAUAAUAAGGCUCCAGCACCUCAAGUGGAAGUAGAAAUUGUAGAUGAACCGGUAAAGGAAAUACAGGAGAAGAAGGAAGAAGAUGAUGUCAAGGAUUCAUGGGAUGCAGACACCACUGAGGAUGAGCACGAAGAUGAAGAUAAAUCGGACGAUGUUCUCAAGACAUCCGAAACAGCGGAAGAUGUUCAAAAAAUAUCAACUGAAUCGGAAAAGAAAGAGUCCUCCGAAAGUGAAACAGAAAGCGAAAGUGGGAGUGAAUCUGAAUCUGAAGAAGAUAGUGAACAAGACAGUGAAGUAGAAGACAAAGUGCCAGAUGCUGCACAAAAGGAACGUGCGAGGGAACGAAUUCAGAAUCGUCGUAUAGAAGCUGAGAAGAAAAAAUCUUUAGAUAAUCUGCGAGCUGCUGUAGUUUGUGUCUUAGGCCAUGUAGAUACCGGCAAAACUAAAAUUCUAGAUAAACUCAGGAGAACGAAUGUGCAAGACGGAGAAGCUGGUGGUAUAACUCAACAAAUUGGUGCUACUAAUGUACCAAUUGAAGCUAUCCAAGAUUCAACAAAGCAUGUAAAAGGCUUUGCUGACAAGAAAUUUAAAAUUCCCGGUCUCUUGAUCAUAGAUACGCCUGGUCACGAAUCAUUUAGUAACCUCAGGAGUAGAGGAUCUUCUCUUUGUGAUAUAGCAAUUUUAGUUGUAGAUAUUAUGCAUGGAUUGGAACCGCAAACUUUAGAGAGCAUCAAUUUAUUAACAAAGAAAUGUCCUUUCGUUGUUGCUCUUAAUAAAAUUGACAGGUUAUACGAUUGGCAAACUAUGAGCCGGAAGGAUGUCCAAGAUAUAAUAAAAAAUCAAGCACCUAAUACUCAGCGAGAAUUCGAAAAACGAUCCAAGGACGUAAUUGUACAGUUUGCUGAACAAGGUCUCAACGCGGCAUUGUAUUAUGAGAAUCCAGAUCCUAGGAAUUAUGUAUCAUUAGUUCCUACCAGUGCUAUAACGGGCGAAGGCAUGGGUAAUCUGUUGGCGUUAAUAGUCGAUGCCUGUCAGGGUCCUCUGGCUAAGAGAUUAAUGUAUAGCGAAGAACUUCAGGCUACUGUAUUGGAAGUUAAAGCAUUGCCUGGACUCGGCACUACGAUAGACUGUAUUCUAGUCAAUGGAAUGUUAAGAGAAGGUGAUACAGUCAUUAUCGCUGGUACGGAUGGGCCUAUUGUAACGCAAAUUCGCUCGCUUCUUAUGCCGCAACCGUUGAAGGAAUUGAGAGUUAAGAGUGCGUACAUCGAACAUCGUGAAGUUAUAGCAGCUCAAGGAGUGAAAAUUGCCGCAAAAGAUUUGGAGAAAGCCAUCGCUGGAUUAAAUUUACAAGUUGCACAGAAAUCAGAUGAAGUGGAUGUAUUAAAGGAAGAAAUAGCAAAAGAAUUGUCGAGUGCUCUUGGAAAUAUACGCUUAGCUGAACGAGGAGUUUACGUCCAGGCGUCAACUUUGGGAGCUCUUGAAGCAUUAUUAGAUUAUUUGAAGAGCAGUAAAAUACCGUACUCUGGAAUUCGUAUCGGACCCGUCGUCAAGAAAGAUGUCAUGAAAGCUUCCAUCAUGUUGGAACACGAUAGCCAAUACGCCACGAUUCUCGCGUUUGACGUGAAAAUCGAAAAGGACGCGCAGGAACUUGCGGACGCACAGGGCGUGAAAAUCUUCCAGGCGGAUAUCAUUUAUCAUCUAUUUGACAAAUUCAGCCAGUAUAGGGAAGAACUGAAGCAACGUAAGCGGGACGAGAACAAGCACAUUGCCGUAUUCCCGUGCAAGCUAAAGAUUCUUCCGCAGUAUGUAUUCAACUCGAGGGACCCGAUCGUGAUCGGCGUGAUGGUCGAGGCUGGAAUCGUCAAGGAAGGAACGCCACUCUGCGUCCCGAGCAAAGACUUUGUCGAGUUGGGUAUGGUAACUAGCAUAGAGUACAAUCACAAAUCUGUGGAAUCGGCCAGGAAAGGUCAAGAAGUUUGCAUCAAAAUCGAGCCUGUACCGGGAGAAGCGCCAAAGAUGUUUGGUCGUCAUUUUGAAGCGAAAGACUUUCUCGUCAGUAAGAUAAGUAGACAGAGUAUAGACGCCUGCAAGGAUUACUUUAGAGACGAUCUGCUGAAAACCGAUUGGCAGCUGAUGGUGGAACUGAAGAAGCUCUUCCAGAUACUCUAGGACACGAUGAGGAUCACGACAGCGACGAUUAUCCAAGGACCUCUCGCUUUUCCGACGACUGCUCGGCAAGAUCGAAGAGAGAUAUCGGGUCGUCGACGAGUUUCGCGACAUCGCGAACCCGAAACGGACGUCGAGUCGUCUCGAUCGUCAAUAUCCUCCAGUCCGCAAGAAUCGACGCUUCUUCUUCUUCCAUUCUUUCACGCUUCCGUGGUCUAAAGUGCCCGCUUAGACUUAUCGUCGAGGAGCACGCCGCAAGAAAGGAUUAAAGGAUGCGGAGAAAUCGGUCUUUGAGAGCGCGUAAUAUGUCCGGUUCGCCGAGUCUCAAAGACGAUCGAAGGAGACGAGUCGAAGGAGACGCGAUCGAGUUGGGUUCGGCGAUUGCAUUCAGAGUAUUUACAGAGUACCACGAAGCGGUACUCUCAUAUCCUGUCGACGACGAGAACGAAGAAAAGGUAGAGUCAGUCGCAUCGGAGAUGGAGCUUCUUGGAAGUGCGCGAUCGCGAAAAGGAGAGAGUCAUUCCGGAUGGAAUGUCGUGGGUGGCAACGACGUGGUUGUAUAGAUACGUGGAAAAGCGACGAUAGAGGAGCGGCAGAAAGAGGAGAGAGAGAGAGAGAGGGACAUAUAGCUCUAAUGAAUGAAAGAAUCGUGCGUGAACCUCAUGUGUUUUGUAUAUGUAAUCUCUUUGUACGAGACGAGCAAAGUAUAUAUAUACUGCGACUGGAAAAUAAAGACUGGGGUUCGCGAGGUUUCGCAGAAAAGGGAAAGACGGAAAAAAAAGUUCUAUUCUCUCUUAUAUGCGCCGAUGCUCUCUCAUUCAUUACUGUGUCAUCCUUUGGUCUCUUGGCACUCCCAAUCGAUCAAGUUCUCAUCGUUUCACUCGGGAUUCGCAUGUCCGAUAUGUGCUCGCAUCUGUUAGUAAGUAUCCUCGUCUUUUGAAAAUAAAUUCUGUACAUUUUCGUGACAAACAUUUUUUACGAUACAUUAUACUGCAGUUAUUGCAAUAAUUUAGCAAACUUGUCUUUGAACGGCCUUGUCCCAAUCUCGAUAUGCAAUCUGAAGAAUUUGUAAAAACGAACGAAAAUUUUUAAACGAAUGAAAAAAAAAUGGUUUUGUUGCGUAUGUUUGAUUAUAGAAAUGUAGAAUGUCAAAAAUACGUUUCCUUUUUGUAAAAGGACACAGAUUUCUGCAGGAAGAGGAAGUGUUUCUGCAAAAAAAAAAACAUCUCGUUUCGAUACGCGUGACAACGGAAAAGCAUUUCAGAAAUAAGCAGAUAAAUAUAAUUGAAUAUAAGCAGUCUUAUAUAAUAAAGAUUAUAUUCUCGUCUCUAUUCUUUCACGACGACAACAUUA